This is a messenger RNA of Heterocephalus glaber (naked mole-rat), 5417 nucleotides long. The record is from RefSeq and is a predicted model, not a curated record. NCBI's taxonomy places the organism in Eukaryota, Metazoa, Chordata, Mammalia, Rodentia, Bathyergidae.
UGACUAUCACUAACAUAUAUGUGAAGUCUAGAAUUAAAUCUGCUUGUGAUUGCCAAAACUCUUACAACCACAGGACUAUGGAUGCCUCAGGGCUACUUCAGCUGCUUUUCCAUUAAAUCCUGGGAAGGGCCAAGGAGAUUAAGAUCAAGUUGGGAAUUCUUCUCCAGAAGCCAGACUCAGCUCUUGACCUUGUCAUUCCAUGUAAUGAGAAGCCGGAGAAACCAGCCAAGACUCAGAAACCCUCUCUGGAUGAGAUCCUGCAGUGGCGGGAUUCCCUGGACAAGCUCCUGCAGAACAACUAUGGGCUUGCCAGUUUCAAAAGUUUCCUGAAGUCUGAAUUCAGCGAGGAGAACCUUGAGUUCUGGAUUGCCUGUGAGGACUACAAGAAGAUCAAGUCCCCUGCCAAGAUGGCUGAGAAGGCAAAGGAAAUUUAUGAAGAAUUCAUCCAAACAGAGGCUCCUAAAGAGGUGAAUAUUGACCACUUCACUAAAGACAUCACAAUGAAGAACCUGGUGGAACCUUCUUUAAGCAGCUUUGAUGUGGCCCAGAAGAGAAUCCAUGCCCUGAUGGAAAAGGAUUCACUUCCUCGCUUUGUGCGUUCAGGAUUCUAUCAGGAGUUAGUCAAGUAAUAAUAUGGUGAGGCUAUUAAAAUCAUCUUGGGAGUUAUCUCCUCCAUAAUCGCAUGGCAUUUUCCAAUAACCUAUAUAUCUUCCCACUGCAGCUUUGCUCAAAGAUACCCAAACUGGGAAAAUCCCAAGGAAUGCACAUUGUUUUGGACAUGAAGCUUAUUGUCCACUGCAAUGCCACCUCAUUUCUUCUAUCUCAUUGGUAAUUAAGCUCUAUUCAGCAAUUCAGUCAGCCUCUAUCAGAAUCACAAAAGAAUCCUUCCUAAAACAAAACUGCAUAAGAAAAAGAUAUGACAUCAUCAAAUGGGAUUAGAGGAUGAUCACCACCUAAAUUAGACUAAGACAGAAUAUCCAUGUGAAAGACCAGUUUCAAGGGAGCUUAAAUGGUCUAGUUUAUUGUUUUAACUCUGAUUCAGGGAGAUAACCUCUUAAUUACUUCUGAAUUUGGUUAGUAAAAGGUGUAAGGGUUUUACUUUAUUUUGGAAGAAAAUACAUUAUUUAAAAUACUGAUCUUUCCCUUAGAGCAUCUUCCUGUUAACUAGACACUAUAAAGAUAUGAUAAAUAUAAUGUGUUUAUACAAAGUCAACCUGAAUACAAUUCAUAUUAAUACACAAUUAUCUCCUUCACUGUCCUCCCUGUAAAUUUAUCAAAUUCUGUUUUUAAUCAAUGACCUAAAAUCAACAGUAGCCUAUUUAUAAAUUUAUCUGUGUACUGUGAUAUAAGCCAAAAGUCUUAAUUUUCAAGUUAGUGAAAUCCUUGUGAGGGUACAAUUAGUUCAAAAAUUUCUAACUCCAGUCACAUAAAUUAAAGCUGUUGCCAUGCAAUAGUGAUGUCCCACCUCGUUAUCAAGAGAACAAUAUACUAAAAAAGGAAAAUAUUGUUACACUUUAAAUGGCUAAUUACUUUAUAAUGCCAUCUAUUUUUUCCAAAGAUGGUUUCCCUCAAAAACAAAAUUAUAUUUAGAAAAAUUACUGUAACUGUAUAUGGAGGCUUUCUGUAUAGACAGAAUUUUGAAAUAUCCUGUAUUUUGCAAAAUAUUGUGAUAUUCUAGCAACCCAUCUUCUCACACUAUUUUGCUUCCUGCAUUAGUAACCUGUAAUUAUAGUCAGGAGUUCAGAUUUAUAUUCCUGGCAUGGCUCAUACACAACUAAUCGAUACGUCAUGAUACUAUUUAGUCGAUUUAAACGUUUAAUUCUGUAUUUCAUUAUUAUAAAUCUUGCUAGAAUCUUUUUCUUAUCAUUAACAGAUUUGAUUAAGUAAUGAUUCACAUAAUUUAGUAGUAAAUUGAAUCAAACUGAACCAUAUAGCAGGGUAAUAAGGUGAGGGUACUGAGUGAAUUUACAACCAAGCAAGUGGUUUUUAAAGGAUUAAUAAAAUUCUGAAAUGUUUAAGUAGAAGGUUACAUCAUUUAGUCUUGUAUUUCCUCCUUCUGUUACCCUUUUUUAUUUGCACACUUUCAGUAUGUGUGUAGCUCAUUCAGUUAUUUCCUAGCGAUAUUGUAAGUGAAGCAAUUAUGUUACUCUAUACUUCAGGUAAACACUGACUGCAUGGUGAGUUUUCUGUAUUUUUUUUAUUUCAAAAGAUAACAUGUCUGAAUUGUCUGACAUUUCACAUUCUGAAAAGAGUUUGGAGUGAUUGGGUCUGCUGCCAACAACAGUAGCAAGGUGGGAUCAAUAUUGUCACCACGAAGAUGUUCUCAUCCUGCACAUGUGUGUGGGACUGACCAGAAGCUCAGGUCAAACAUUCCAGGGUGACCUCUGCCACUCUCUUCCUUAACAUCUUUCUGCUCUGCUCAAAAUCAGUUGGAAAAGUGCCAACCCUUGAUUCUCUCAUGGAGCUAAAAAUGUUAGGAACCAAAGAAUCUCGGUAAAUUGUUUCUUUCUUGAAUGCCAAACAUUUAAAAAAUAUAAUUAAAAAUGUUAAUACUUCAUCCAUGUUAUAUGAAAUAUGCAAAUGUUUUAAGGUGCCCACAGAGUGAACCAGACAUCACAGGUCUUACCCAAGGGUUACUGUUAUGAAGACUCCCAUCAACCAUAUUCCCAACACACUGCACACCCUGUGCCAGUGGCUGGACUUGUCAGUGGAGGAGGAGAAGGGCCUUCAGCUUUGCAUGAGCUGAUCCAGGAGGUAAAGUGCAGGAAAGGCACUGCAAGGGCCAUGUUGUGAAAGCUACAAAAUGAAGGAAAGAAGGAAUGUCCUCCAGCUAAAAGGUGACAUUAUUUCCAUAUAUCUAUUUAUCUAUCUAUAUCUAUAUAGCUACAUGUAAUUUUACAUUUAAAGUGCGAUAUAUAUAUAUAUAUAUAUAUAUACACAUACACAUAUAUUUGAAAUUCUUCUAACAUGCAGAAAUAAACUUAAGGGAGCCCAAAAUUAGAAAGCAAUUGCCCUAAAAUUGUUUUUGAAAACUUUUGAAAGUUCUUUUUAAAUAUACAGGGGAAAAGUCCUAUGUUAGUAGUAGUUUCCAAGGUUAUACAAAGAAAAUACAUUUUUCUAGUUCUGGGAAAUUAGAAGAAGUGGGAUGAUCUUUCCAAGAAAACAUACGUAACAUCUAUUUAUUAUUCCUUUUGCCACCUCCCCCUCCUCUCUACUUUCCCUUGUCUGGGAAAGUAGGAAACUUAAUGCAAGAGCCUGUGGUGCUCAUAUUUUCUUCCCCUAUGAAAGUGGAACCACAAUUGUAAGUGGAUUUGGGAGGGAGAAAGGUGGUGGAACUAUAUUGUGGUCAGCGGAGGUAGGAGAAUAUGGUCCUCAUUCUAGAGCGAAACCUAGGAUUAGCCCAUGUAAUGGCCCAUGACCUAAGAGCUGCUGCCUGGGUUUGAUACAGUUUGGUGUUGGGUCAGACGAAGAUGUCAACUGUCAACUGUAGAGUAAAUUAGGAGUCUAUGUCCCAUGUUUGCCAGCUUGUCCACACGAACAGCCCUCCAUUCUCCUCCUCCUCCCCCUCUACACACAUGCACAGAGUAUCACAUUUUCUUUCUCCUAGACAGACAGAAACAUAGAAUUGAAGCAUAUCAGUAAUUCGGCUUUCAAAUCAAUAGACUCAAACUUGAAAACAUUUUGUUCCCCGCUACACAAUACUCUGUGUACCACAAAUCUUUAUAAGUUGUGUUCUAAAUAAAUUUCAGUUUUUAGUGUAUAACAGGAGAACUUUGCGAAAAUUUUGUUUUUAUUUUCAUCCUCUUCAAAGCCAUUGAUUUUAUUUGGUUGAUGUGUUCUCUGUGCACAAUCCAUUUCAAUAGGAUGAAAAUUAUGUCCCCCAAAAUAGUACGUAUCCAGAAGGUUCAACAAAAAUUCAAGCAUUAACAAAUCAGUUGAUAAACGAAUAAACAUUCCCUUCUAGGGCUUUGCCAAGCUAUCACAUUCCAAAUUUAAUGGUUUGAAAAUCACUGAAAAGCUUACUUAUAUUUCAGGGAAAUGACUUUUACUCCUGAAAGUGUUCCCUUUAGCAGGCCAUUCUGUAUCCUGGAAAUUUAGCAGAUUUGGAAGAGAAUAGCCCCUGAGAAAAAAGGCAAGAAAGCAGAGAAGGAAGCGUAAAGAAGUACCCAACCUAUGAAUUUCACUCACUGGCUAGAAACAUUUAAGAGCAGCCCAGCUUGACUGAAAAAUCAAUCUGCUUCUUGCUAUAUCUUCCAUAUUCUCAGAGAGGCUUUCUGAACUCAGAAUGCAGCUAGAUGAGAAACUUUGUUUUACUAUCCUAGGGAAUCUUACCUAGAAAACAGAAUAUGGAGGAUCUCUGUUCUACAUUUGGCUGGCAGUUGCCAGGGAGCAGAUAGGAGAGCUCAGUUUCCAACACCCAAACAUCCAAACCCAGGGGCUAGGCAACUCUAUGUAGGUUUGGACAAGAAGUCUUGGUAUAUGUUAGUGUGUCUUGCCCAAAUAGUUACUAGAGCCCUCGAGUUACCUAGUCUUUUCAUUCUAUUAGACAAGCGUGAUUUUAACAUUUGCUUAAUGUGAGCUUCUAUAGUGAACAAUUUAGCAGCUGCCUCUUGUGUAAAACAUAUUUUUCACCAAAUAGAUUCUGUGGCAUAGCAGAGCAGUUAAUAUUUAAAGAAAGCUGUUCCCAAGCAUCAGUUAACCAUCUUGAAACUAGAAAGAUCAACUCUCUCACCGAGGAGAAAUUUGUAACUUUGAGUGGGAACUCAUAGCAAUGAGUGGCAAGCAAAACACACAAAUCUUUGGAGUAUUAUCCUGAAUUCAUGGUUUAAUAAUAAUUGUCCUUUUUUUAGUAGAGAAUCUAGAAAACAUCGCAUUCAUACUCAGCUUAAUAACUCUCUUGCAAGCAAUUUAUUCUCUCACUUGAGAUAUUUUUCCUCCCCAUCUCACUCCAUACUUUCCUAUCUCUUCUCCCUCUAUGAGAAGAAAUAUUUAAAAUAGAUCUCACCACACUUAAUGUAAUAAUGGACACAUUAAAGCAUUUAACUUCCUGUCUUGGAAAAUGUGCAGGCUAAGGCACAGACAAAACAAAGGGGAAAGCUGAGAAAGCUGCCAUUCGAUGAAACAAAUCUCGGUAAUGUUUGAUUUGGAGAAACCAAAGUUUUUCUUUUAAAUGUUGCAAUUAAGAAAUCAUUUUCAAAACACACUGCCAAGAGAACUGAGUAGAAAUGAAAGGUUUAUCAAAGCAUUUUUAAGCAUUUAUCCCAUAAAUGUUCAAUUCUUGAACAGUUAUCUUCUGAUUUUUGUAUCCAAACUUCAUAUACUAUGUAUGUAACCCACACUUUUUAAUAAAUGAAGCACCAAAUAUGUAUCUGUAACCACAAUCACAUAUAGCAUAUUAAAUAUUUAUCUAUGUAAUA